AUGCGUUUGCUAUCAAAACUCGUACUCUCGUACGCCGCCGUCGCUACCGCGUUGACGAACGUGGGCUUCGGCGGCAAGAGAAAAAGCUACAAGCAUCUCCAGGAGUUAGACCUGGGAUUAGACUGCGACAGCCACCGCCUCGGCGCGGUAGCGAUCGCAUUUGUACUCGGCGCUCAAAACCUGGCGGCGAUACCCGGCGGCGCGCCGAACCUCGCGCUCGCGCGGCUCGCCGGCUGGGAGUAUUGGCUCCGCGGCGACGGUAACUCGCGAGGAUGCUUCCUCCAGUCCUGUGCGACGCCGUGUCGUCGACGUAUCUGCGAGCGCACGCGAACCGUCCACCCCCUCGCAGCAUGGUCGGACCCGAAUCCGAAAGGCAUGGUCUGCAUCAUCCCGUCGUCGUUCAUCGCCAUCUGGAGCACGCUCUGGUACCAGAAUUGGCCCGCGACGAUGCCUGGCGGCGGAGCCGAAGUUCCAGGCGCCUUCGAAUCGGAUCCACGGAUACGCCAUCGCCACGAUAUUCGCCAUCUACACAGGUACGUGAACAACGACAUUAACAACCCGGGCACGAGCGGCCUCCCGGGCAACGGCAUCGUGCGCCGCCGGCGUCCCAGUACUCAUAUAUGACCGCGUAGACGCGUCACAACCGCACAGGAGGACUGGCUGCCGUCGUGCAAUGUGAUCGCGCGUUUCCGGCGUCUCAGUACUAAUUGACCGCGCGAACGCGUCGCGACCCCCGCAGGUCCACUUCACGCCGACGGGCGCGGUCUACCUCGCGGCCGUCGUCAAGGACGACGCUGGUACGGCCGGCGUCGCCGGGGACCAUCCCGCCGAGGCCGGCAACGCGUUCCUCUUCGUCCAGAAUGCGGUCGCGGGCGCGACGCUCUACGGCCGCCAGGGCCUGCCGUUCGUCGACGUGACGGCGCACCCGAACCAUUGCUGCGCGCCGCCGGACCGGCGCGUCACGUGUCACGUCCUGUGUAGAAAUCAAUCUUCGUUGAUCUCCACUCCAUCGAGCAGACGUUGUUACGGGACCAGCGUCGUGUCGAUGGCGUGGACGGACCAUGCGGUUUACAAUCGCGUCAAUGGCGUGUGACUUGAUUUCCACACAGGCCGCGUCGGCCCCUCUAAGUCGCGCCAGCACCGCGUCGGCCGCCUCUAG
Messenger RNA from Pelagomonas calceolata, 1159 nucleotides. Lineage: Eukaryota; Pelagophyceae; Pelagomonadales; Pelagomonadaceae. The record is from the annotation of a GenBank genome assembly.